Molecule: messenger RNA, 1071 nt
Organism: Malania oleifera
Lineage: Eukaryota; Viridiplantae; Streptophyta; Magnoliopsida; Santalales; Ximeniaceae
Product: agamous-like MADS-box protein MADS4
Exons: 8
Coding region: 116-853 (245 amino acids)
Biological process (GO): positive regulation of transcription by RNA polymerase II
Cellular component (GO): nucleus
Molecular function (GO): protein dimerization activity; RNA polymerase II cis-regulatory region sequence-specific DNA binding; DNA-binding transcription factor activity, RNA polymerase II-specific
Source: RefSeq, a predicted model, not a curated record
GAAAAAGGGUUACUCCUCCUGAGCAGCCUUGAAGGAGAGCUACCUAGCUCGCUAUACGCAUCUAUAAACCCUAAGAUCUCAGAGGCAAAUACAGAGUUGAAGAUCGAUCAGAUCGAUGAAGCGAGGCAGACUGGAGCUGAAGCGGAUCGAGAACAAGAUCAACCGGCAGGUGACCUUCGCCAAGCGCCGAAAUGGCCUCCUCAAGAAAGCAUACGAGCUCUCCGUCCUCUGCGACGCUGAAGUUGCCCUCAUCAUCUUCUCUAACAGAGGCAAGCUCUUCGAGUUCUGCAGCAGCUCCAGCAUGUUGAAAACAGUUGAAAGGUAUGAAAAAUGCAACUGUGGACCACCAGAGACAAGUAUUUCAGCUAAGGAGGCACUGGAACAAAGUAGUUACCAGGAGUAUUUGAAGUUUAAAAUACGUUAUGAUGACCUACGACGAUUGGAAAGGAAUUUCAUGGGCGAGGAUCUUGGCUCUCUUAGCACCAAGGAGCUUGAGUCUCUUGAAAGGCAGGUUGAUCUCUCAUUGAGGCAGAUCAGAUCAACAAGGACCCAGCUUAUGGUUGAUCAACUUUAUGAUCUUCAAAGAAGGGAACAUGUACUUCAUGAAUCUAAUAGGAAUUUGAAAGGAAGAUUGGAUGAAGGAAACCAAGCCAGUGCUCUCCACUGGGAUCCAAGGGCAAAUGUAGCAAGCUAUGACCUGCAGCUAACUCAGCCACAGGGUGAUACAUUCUUUCAUCCAUUAGGCUGCGAGCCAACACUGCAGAUCGGGUACCAAUUGCAAAGAGAGGAGAGGACAGCCGCAGCCACGGCCUCGGGGCCAAGGGUGAAUUACAUGCAAGGGUGGGCAGCAUGAGACCAACAGUACAGCGAUGCCAAUUGCCAAACUAAUGCUUAUAAUAGUCUUCUAACGUAGUAGGACACCACUUCAUCAUUGUAGUUGUUUUUUCUGGGACAAAAGGCAUUACUGUACAACCCAACAGCUUAUGGCUUGGGUCAUUAUUUCACCAGUCUGUACGCGUUCCUUCCUAUUACACUGUUAGAAUGAAAAAAAUGAAACCUCUCUUCUUGAAA